GGUGAAAGCAAAGCGAGCGGUGAGUCACAAAAAUACUCAGCUGCCUCUUGCUCACUCACCACAACAUCAACUCUGGCUCCAUGACCCAUGAGUGGAGAAUACUCAGCAUUUAAUUAAUCUGUCUAAAAUAGAACAUAAUUUUCCAUCAUGGCGAACGACGACAGCUUCCUGCGGACGGCUCUAGCAAGUGCUAAGUAUCGAGAUGCUGAUAAAACUCGAAAAAUGGUAUUAGAGACGAUAAAUCACUAUAAAGGAUUAAAGCCAAUUACAGACACAUUUGUAUUCAACAAUGGAGCAACAAAGGUGCUGGUUGCUCUGAAAGGAACAAUCCCUGUAAUUUAUAGAGGAAGCACGUACCACAUUCCCGUUACCCUCUGGCUCUUGGAUACACACCCCUUCAACGCCCCCAUGGUUUACGUGAGUCCCACGGUAGAUAUGAGAAUAAAGGUCUCGCGACACGUGGACCACAAUGGAAAAGUCUAUCUCCCAUAUUUGCACGAUUGGAAACAUAACACUUCAGAUCUCAUGUGCCUGAUCCAAGUGCUAAUUAUGACGUUUCAAGAACAGCCUCCAGUUUAUGCUAUUCCACAGGCGCAACAGCAGGCGCUACCCUCGAUGCAGCAACCUCUGCCUCCUUACCCCACUCCCUACCCACAACAAUCCUACUCGCCGUACCCGCCGAUGGGAGGAAUGCCGAUGCCUAUGCCUAUGUCUGGAGGGGCAAUAGCCCAACCCCCACAACAGUCCCAAUCUGCAGCAGCCACGCCAACUUUCAACUUUAGACCCAGCCUCAUCUCUGCUGGAGAAGAGAAAGUCCGACGAAGACUGGAGGAUGCCUACCUAUCCACCGAAAUUAUUAAAACAACGGGGACACAGCUUCGAGAUGGUCAGCAAAAAUUGGAAAUAAUGAUGAAGCGAUUGAGCGAUGAGAAAACCGUGUUGGAAAGAAAUAUCGAGUCGUGCCAGAAGGAGUGCGCUGCUCUGGAUGAAAAAAUCCUGAAAUCAACGACGGAAGAUAAUACGGCUAAUAUUGAUGAUGCAAUUCAAGCUCCAGCUCCACUAUACAAGCAAAUUGUGAACACGGUGGCAGAGGAGGCUGCUCUCGAAGACACAAUUUACUACUUAAGCGAAGCCUUUCGACGAGAACAGAUGGACCUGGAUCAAUAUCUCCGAACUGUGAGACAACUUUCGCGACGACAAUUUCUUCAAAGAGCCAUCCUUAGAAAGUGUAGACAAAAGGCUGGGUUUGCGGGGUGAACACGGGAAUUUCCACAAGAAUAACGUUUUUUUUAUUAUUGAUAAAAUAUAAGAAAAUUUAUACAGUGUGCAUACAUACAUCGUAAUUUUAUAGGAAAGUAUCCGCAUUGAAUCGGAAUUAUUAGGUUCAAUCAAAUUUAUAUUAAACAAUACAGUGUUAUUUAAUAACUUAUCAAAUGUCAGAAAAAAUGCCAAUGCAAUGCUUUCAAAUCAUUACGCAAAAACUUCUAUUCCCUUAUUUAAUGGUCAUUUAGACUUAGUGUACCUAUCUUUGUUUAUUUGGAAUUCUGAGAAAUAAAUUGCAAAAACACA
This is a messenger RNA of Folsomia candida, 1569 nucleotides long. RefSeq names its product tumor susceptibility gene 101 protein (gene TSG101). NCBI's taxonomy places the organism in Eukaryota, Metazoa, Arthropoda, Collembola, Entomobryomorpha, Isotomidae. The transcript is spliced from 7 exons. The coding region runs from base 148 to 1257 and encodes 369 amino acids. Gene Ontology annotation, biological process: protein modification process; endosome to lysosome transport; protein transport. The record is from RefSeq and is a predicted model, not a curated record. Gene Ontology annotation, cellular component: ESCRT I complex. Gene Ontology annotation, molecular function: ubiquitin binding.